This is a messenger RNA of Rhincodon typus (whale shark), 1893 nucleotides long. It is a transcript of the gene bcl2l10, whose product is annotated as BCL2 like 10. Gene Ontology annotation, molecular function: protein heterodimerization activity; protein homodimerization activity. Gene Ontology annotation, biological process: extrinsic apoptotic signaling pathway in absence of ligand; intrinsic apoptotic signaling pathway in response to DNA damage; regulation of apoptotic process. The record is from RefSeq and is a predicted model, not a curated record. The transcript is spliced from 2 exons. NCBI's taxonomy places the organism in Eukaryota, Metazoa, Chordata, Chondrichthyes, Orectolobiformes, Rhincodontidae. Gene Ontology annotation, cellular component: mitochondrial outer membrane. Bases 313 to 975 code for a protein of 220 amino acids.
UUUAAAGGGCAGGUCUGCCACGGCUGUCGGUGCAGUCUCUGUCAGUGCGAGAGGAACUGGGCUGCGUUACCGGGCAACGUCAGGGAAGAAAAGGGGCCGCGAGCGUCACCGCGGCAACCGGAGUCCACGAAGGGAGGGCGGAGAAGGUUAACGGUGAGAAGCCGCGAGCGUCACCGGGGCAACCUGGCUUUGAGGGCGGGGCAGGAGGAACAAGGAGGCCCGGCAACUGUUACCCUUGGCAACAGCGGAGCCCUUGGAGCCGGCAGCGAGCAGCCCGAGGAGCGAGGCCUGCAUUCGACUGAGGCGAGGAGGAUGCGGCAGGAUGUGAAGGAGCAAGCACGGCUGCUGGCCCGCUAUUACCUGCAGCAUUGCCUGAACCCGGCUCGGGAGCUGAGGCCGCCCAACAAGACGGCCUUCACCCUUCGCAAAGUGGCGGACCAGAUGGUGGAGCAACACCAGGCCGUCUUCAGCAACAUGAAGAGCCGUUUCGACAACGGCCUGCAAAUGGCGGCCAGGCCGCGGAAGGCGGCGGCCGGGCCCGAAGGAGAAGCGUCGGCGGCGGUGGCGAACCCCGCGUCGGGCCGGGAGGAGACCGACACCCCUACGGCGGCGGUGGCCGCGGCCGAUUUCCUGCGCCGAGUAGUGGAGGAGAUGUCGGCCGACGAGAAGAUGAACUGGGGUCGGGUGGUGAGCAUCUUCGCCUUCGCCGGAGUAUUGUGCCGGCACCUGAGGGACUCGGACAUCGUCAUGAACCCGGAGGCCGGGCCCAGCCCAGUGGAUUCGCUGGCGGAGAGUGUGGCCAAUUAUCUGGGCAAGGAGCGGCGAGAGUGGAUUGAACAGAACGGAGGCUGGGAGGGAUUUCUCAGAUUCUUUGGCAGUGAUGACCAUUGGCAAGAGUCAACAGUACGCAACAUGCUGAUAACAGUUGCUGGGUUUGGCAUAGCUGGAUUAGCUUGCCUUCUUGCUGUCCGAUAGACUGGUGCUUCUAACCAAUUGGAACAGUUGCUAACAUCUAGACGAUAUAAAUUUCUCAGCACAAUGUUUUUCAUUUAUAUCUCCAUUUCUAAGGUAUUUUUGGAGGUUGCCAUUGUGUGCGACAUUACAGCAAGAAGUCUGAAGAUUUUCAAAACUUGUCUGCAGUUUUGCUAGUGUUAUGUUUGUACACUUAAAUUUCAUUUAAUAUACUGCCUACAACACAACCAAGUAUGUCAAUGUUUUAAAAAUUCUUUAAGAAUAGGGCUUGAAAAAAAUUACGGUUUUAGCCAAAUUAUAGAAAUUAGCCUCUUUCUACAGCCUAGUUCUGUUCUGAGGAUCUCAAAGAAUUGCACUAACCUGUUUAGUAAUCCAGAUAUGACAAAGCAUAGCCAAAUACUUUGACUUCGUCACAAAAGACUUGUCUGUACGGUCUUUUUUGCAACACAAUCAGUUAAGGCAACUGACAUCUUUUUCCAAAAUUUAAAAGAAAACUCCUAUUACAAAUUGAAAGGUUCCUAUGUAUAUGUCCAGUACUAUUAGUUUCUCCUCCUGUUCAAUGUUUCUGUCAUUAGUUUGGUCUAUGAAAGACCAUUAUUAUAAUUUUAUAGUAAUGCUUGUUCAAUCUUUUCAAUUUUAAACAAUAGCCACAACUUUAGUGAAAUGGUAUUUCUAUAUUUAUGUACAGUGUAAACGUUAGCCAGCAAAUCAUUGCAAGCAAAGUAAUUUUAAAAUUUUUCCACUAGCAAAGUGUUAAUUCUGUACUGUAUCAAAGUUGUAUUACAUUGUUCAUGCAAGUUAGAAUUUUGUGAGCAAUUCAGUUGUGGAACUUCACUGGCAAGAUCGCAAUUUAAACUUCCCAUCAAAUAUUAAAUUGCAUAAUAUUUAUUUUAUUAAAAUAAAAUCAUGCUGUGAUUUUAA